Molecule: messenger RNA, 1202 nt
Organism: Aphanomyces invadans
Lineage: Eukaryota; Oomycota; Saprolegniomycetes; Saprolegniales; Verrucalvaceae
Exons: 1
Coding region: 63-1067 (334 amino acids)
Source: RefSeq, a predicted model, not a curated record
AAAAAAACGAAAGAUCGCAAUCUUUCACACAGACUUGGUGCAUAUCGACAGCAUCAUCGGAGAUGGAACGACUCGCGCGGUUGCUUGUCGCUGGUUUGGCCCCGCUUUCCGCUGCCAGUGACUCUAUGAGCUCCACCGACGCGGCACAGCUCCUCAAUGGCCGCGGACCCGCCACGUUUGCCUACUCGUCGUCCACCGGCAUCAACAUCGACACCCUCCUCGACAACUUUCCAGCGUGCGAUAACAAGUGUGUCGGCACUACGCCGUGUGGGUCGACGUCGAUCCUUACUGCCUUCGGAAGCAGCUCAUGCGUUGCCACGACAAAGUCGAAAUCCCCGUCCUGCCCCAAUGCGUACGUGUGCUGUGACCCAGCAACUUGCCGAGCCAAGACACAAAGUCAUUGCACCUAUGGCACGUCCCACGUCGUCGACGACCUCAAUGAACUCAGCUACAAGUCGGCACUUCAGUACUUGGCGUUCAUCGGCGGCGACAUGCCGGUGCCUCGCAAUCCAAUCGACGUUGAGGCCGUGUUUAAUGUCCUCGAGAAGCCGCUGGACGCUGCCGUCAACAGCAAGCGUUGCGAGUCCCAGUGCAAUGGAUGGAAUGGAAUUUGGGGAUGUCCAACUUCAUGCGACUGCGUGAAUUCUCCCGUGCCACCGUUGACCGUUGGUGAAAAGUACCGUUGCGUCGGGACUGGGUACGGCGCAUCCGGGUAUGCUUCUCCAGCCUCAAAACUUGCCAAUGGAACUGUCGUGUGUCCUUCCGGCUACGCUUGCGACGAUUCUGUCACGUCGACGACUCCAUGCAUCGGCCAGCCUAUUCGAACCACGACAGGCGCACCUGCCUACCUGUCGCCGUCUCAGUCAUCUGCACAGAACGUGAACGGAUCGGACCAAACGACGGCGAUUGCAGUCGGGUCCGCUUGUGGUGCCCUUGGGCUCGUCGGUGCAGGAGCAAUGUACUUCAUGUAUCGGAAGAAGAAGAAACACGAGGACGACGAACAUGCUGCGUCGGUGCUGGCAUCACUCAGCAGCGACCACUACCACGAGGCUCCCAACGGCGCGUGAGGCGCCGGUGUGCGUUGGUGGAAUGUGAGCGUCUCGAGCAAUGUUGAAGUGGGGAAGUUGGGCAGGCCUACUAGACAGGGAACUAGUAGCCCCUUAACUUCGAACUACGUAUUUCAAUACAGUUAUGUUAAUACG